Molecule: messenger RNA, 1062 nt
Organism: Ogataea philodendri
Lineage: Eukaryota; Fungi; Ascomycota; Pichiomycetes; Pichiales; Pichiaceae
Exons: 1
Coding region: 1-1062 (353 amino acids)
Biological process (GO): mitotic sister chromatid cohesion; maintenance of mitotic sister chromatid cohesion
Cellular component (GO): nucleus; chromatin; chromosome, centromeric region
Source: RefSeq, a predicted model, not a curated record
AUGGAUUUAUAUUCGGUUAUUGGUCCAACACCGCAAAUCACGCCGUCCUCGUCAUUGCGAUUGGUCGAACUGGGGCCAGAAGUGCUACAGGCCAUUGAAAACAAGUCCGAGUUGUACCUUAAAUCGGCCGGAUCUGACGAUUAUCCAGUGUUGGUGACUCCGUCCAAGACGUUCAAGAUACGGCAAAAGAGUCACUCCAACUGCGUGCUUUUGAUCCAGAACCAGGGCGAGACCGGAUUCGCGUACUCGCAAUUUAACAACGAGCUCCUUUUGUCCUCCAUAGAGCCCAGUGUCAAUAUCAAGGGAGUGUCUGUUCUAAAACAUCUUUCACAGAAACCAGAGCAAAAGCCAAUCAGUCUUGAGACCAUAUAUGAAAACUCGCCGAUCUCGAAAAACGAGUUCGAACAACUGCGGCCCGAGCUCAACCUCGUGGACUUGGAGGGGUCCUGCUACAUCAUGCACGACGAGCUGGUGUGCGAUUGUCUGAGCACGAUUCUGCGAUCUACGAUCGAGGAGCUUGUUGAUUCAGGCGAUGAGAUGCACAUAAUGACCAGACUCCAGUCGAUCGACGCCGACUGGGUGAUCCAGGCGGUCCAGAAACACCAGGAAGAACAGUUCCCGCGAGAGAUUCGGGAUACGGUGCUCGCAAAAUACACAACCCGGACCGGCAGCAGUCUUAGCUUCCGAAACGAAAAGAUCGUGCGACUGUACGGCGUGCUGCUUUUGAAAAACAGUCCUGCAGACACCAAGCUGGACGACUUCACGCUCAACCUAAGGCUGAACAUGCCAUCGAACUACCAUCCUGAUAUUAAGCUGGAAUACCUGAACGGCAACUACAUCGAGGAGAAUGGGUGUAUUCGGUACUUUGCAGAGACGGACUUGAGCCCAAUUCCGGCAGAACGUAUUUCGGAGCUGUUCAAGCUCAAGAAAGAAUGGAAACUCGGCGAAAUAGAGCCAUUUGUCCAGCGCAUUAAUACCAAGAACCUUAAAACCGAGAAAUUCCUAAUCAAGUUCGCUAAAGUGCGACGCUCGGGGAAAAAUAUUAUAGUUACUGGUAGAUAA